AUGGUCCUGCACCAGCCGGUUUCCCCGGAUCUCCGGCAAGCGAAGCCGGCGCUCGCCACUGGGCGGGCCCGGUCCGCCAGCCCGCCGCGCAGCUCACCACUCGCCGGGUUAACCGGCCUGCCCUGGAGCAACAUCACACGAAGGCUGCAGGUUUCCGCGUGCCGGAGACCACUCAGUCCGCCCCCAUCGCCCUCCGAGAACUUCCACAUCCCCAACGACGGCUACUACAUCGUGCUACGCAAACGCAGCCGCGUGAGCCCAACGACGACGACAACGACAACACCAUCAACAGCCCUACCCAAAACACCCAUCAUCAUGGCCAACCACGCCAUGCCCAGAAGCGAGGACGACGAGUUCUUCAACGCCGGCUCGUCCCAAACCCGCAGCGGUUACCCGCGGCGGCGGUCCCACCAGCAGCGGCAGCAACCCCUCGCCUACCCCAGGCACCGCCAGCUCGGAGCGGAGGGGUCUUCGCAAGGCCGAGCGGACGCGUCCAGCGUGGCCGCGACGGGGGCCGCGCGGGAGGCGGCGACGGGCAGCGGGGCCGAUCCGUACGAGCCUGCUGUUGCUGCCACGCUGGACGCGUCGCACUCCGGGACCGCGACCGGGUCCGGGUCCAGGACCGGUGCAGGGUCCUCCAGUUCGACGGCCGGGCCGGCGGCGGGAUCGACGGCGGCGGGCGGCGCGGCGGGGUCGUCGUCGUCGUCGUCGUCGUCAUACUUGACGGAAGGCAACGUGCAGCGCACGUCGGCCUUCUACGAGUACGUACGGAAAGAGCGGGACAAGAGCGAGGAGGUUGAAGGGUCCGCGGCGGGGGAGGAGGAGGAGGCGUCGUCGGCGUCGGCGAGGGAGGAGGCGAUUCUGCGCGUCAUAGAGGAAUUCAAGGAGAAGAGGAAGGGAGGUUAG
Molecule: messenger RNA, 906 nt
Organism: Thermothielavioides terrestris NRRL 8126
Lineage: Eukaryota; Fungi; Ascomycota; Sordariomycetes; Sordariales; Chaetomiaceae
Exons: 2
Coding region: 1-906 (301 amino acids)
Source: RefSeq, a predicted model, not a curated record